GACCAACCCAGCCAAGGAAUAUUACAAUCACUCAACCUUUCUUAUCAUGUCAUCCGUGAAGCAAAUCUGAACGAUAUUAUGCUACCAAUGACAGAAGAACUAGAAGAGGAUGAAGAGGACGAAUGCAGUAUGUCUGAUACAGUGGAGAGCAUGAUUUUAGACUAGGCCAAUUGGAUACAAUCCGGACAAUUAGUUUAUCCGUUGUAGAUCCCUCUCUAUCCUCAACCCAACCAGACAUAUGAAGAUUCUCUCUUUUCUCUGUACAUAUUCGUUAUCUUUUACACUUACUAUUCCAAAUUCCCUUCUUUCUUUUUUACGAACCCUCUUCAAUUUCACUAAUAAUUACAAAUAUAUGAUCUUAUUAUUGCUCGGUUAUUUGUGCUUGAUUGGCUUAUUUUACAUCGAAUAUCGGUUCGAAUCAUCGCGACUUACCACAACAUUACAAACGUCCGCCGAUGACAGAGGCACCACCAGAUUACUGAUCCUCAGCUACUUCCUUUCUAUAUUUGUUGCACCUCUAUGGCUCUUACUUUUUUCCACUUCUCUAGCCCCCAACUUUGCUAUGGCUAUCACUAUGCCAACCUUUUUCGGUUGGUUGGGUCUCAGUGUGAUGGUUCUUAGUCUAAUUUUAUUGUAUUGGGCGACGUUCGUCAAUCCAUUCUAUUUACGUGCACUAGCGACGACAGAUGACCAUUUUAUUUGUACAGAUGGUCCCUAUCAGUACAUUAGGCAUCCGGGGUAUCUAGCGUUUAUGCUGGCAUGGAUUGGGUUUGCGUUUGUCACACAGAAUUGGAUCAGUUUUGGUAUGAUUACUGUAUUAAUGACCUGGGUUUAUGUCUUAAGAAUAAGAGCUGAGGAGCAAAUGAUGUUGGAUCGAUUUGGCGUAGAUUAUCAGCAGUAUAUAAAUGAAACGAGAAGAUUAAUACCAGUUAUUUAUUAAAUUAAGAAAAAGUGUAUAUACAAGCCCAUUAUAUCCGUUGGCAACAGCAAAAUUUUCUUGUUUCUU
Mycotypha africana is the source of this 1006-nucleotide messenger RNA. RefSeq lists its product as uncharacterized. The transcript is spliced from 4 exons. The record is from RefSeq and is a predicted model, not a curated record. Gene Ontology annotation, cellular component: membrane. Gene Ontology annotation, molecular function: oxidoreductase activity, acting on the CH-CH group of donors; protein C-terminal S-isoprenylcysteine carboxyl O-methyltransferase activity. Lineage: Eukaryota; Fungi; Mucoromycota; Mucoromycetes; Mucorales; Mycotyphaceae. Gene Ontology annotation, biological process: C-terminal protein methylation; lipid metabolic process. Bases 239 to 940 code for a protein of 233 amino acids.